This is a messenger RNA of Echinostoma caproni, 489 nucleotides long. The record is from the annotation of a GenBank genome assembly. NCBI's taxonomy places the organism in Eukaryota, Metazoa, Platyhelminthes, Trematoda, Plagiorchiida, Echinostomatidae.
AUGUCGACCGAUGGUUGUGUUCGAUUCUGUGACUCGUACGGACUGGUUUGUCCUCCGUCCAGACCCGAGUACGUGGCAUUGGGCUGGAGUAACGAAAGGCCUCGAACCAUGUUGGCAGCCGAUUGUGAGUCGAGUAUGGAAGCACGAGAGGUGCUUGUUACAGAUGGCAACGCGGUUACAGCGUCCACGUGUAUUCAAGCUGUGGCCAGAUCAGUCUUUCAGGUCUACAGUCCCCAGGCUGUGCCCGACGGUUGUGUGGUUAAAUACGGAAUGCCGGUACAAUUACGUUUGGCUAAUCCACGUAUCAGUAACCAACCGGUUUACCUGGCCAGCGAUAAUGCCACACCUAUGUCAGCCAGUUUGAAAGCGAAUCACCAACGUGUUUUCCUCACAACCGACAAAGACAGUUUCCUGACCCAUUGGCGUAUUGAACAUCUGGAUCCGCAAUUACGAUUGGAAACGGAAGGUUGUCCCGUUCCGGUGAGUUAG